Molecule: messenger RNA, 1860 nt
Organism: Rodentolepis nana
Lineage: Eukaryota; Metazoa; Platyhelminthes; Cestoda; Cyclophyllidea; Hymenolepididae
Source: the annotation of a GenBank genome assembly
AUGCCAAAUCUUUGUGGAUGUACUGGAGAAAAGCCUUUUAGUAAACUCCAUUGGCCUUGGAAGAGACAAAGUGGGUCCACUACUGCUUCCUCUAACCGCCGUUCUACAACUCUGGGCGAGAGUAUGGAUGAUACCGAGGUUGCCAAAUCCCCAACAUUAGCUAAACCUGAGGCCGAUGAAGCAGAAGCAAUCAGAAAUUCCAUCCCCCGUGAGUCCAUAAAAUCCACCCGACCUCCAGUAACCUUUGACCUCGAUAAUCCUCCAACAAUGAGAGAGGGUAGUCGUAUGAAUAAGGAGGAUUAUUAUGAACGCAAUCAUUCGCUCGACAUAGAAAGCGGAAUUAGUCCCACAAACGUAGAGUCAGUAUGUUCACCCAAUCGAACUUUCCCCACUUUUUUCGGAUCUAAAUCUGUUCGUUCCUCGGGUCGGAUUUAUCCGGGCCACAAUUCCAUUAUGCUUCGAAGGGGCUCACUUCUAGUUCGAUCAGGUCGGCCACUUCCAUCUAGCAUUUUAAACAACCAGCCAUUGGAGACUUCAAAGUUAGCCUCACCUGUAUCCCAAACCGUUGGAACGCCUAGUCCCUUUGUUACUGAUAGUCAUGGAAUUAAAGAGAAGUUCCUGGAUGAAUCGGUUAUUGUUACACCAUUUGCCCAGAUUCUAGCUGGUCUAAGAUCUGUACAAUCGAAUAUCGCCUUUCUUACUGCCCAGAAACAGUCUUCUAAAUCUAUUGUCGAUUUGGAAAGUUCUCGCACUUCAGGCGGUGAUAAAGAUCUCUCUUCUCCUGACUCAGCUGAAACCUAUGAACUUCUCGCGGAUACAACAAAGAAGGAGUUGGAAUGGUGCCUGGCUCAGCUGGAAAAUAUUCAAACUAAACGACCUGUUUCAGAUAUGGCGAGCACAAAGUUCAAGCGUCUGUUAAGCCAAAAACUCGGCAACUAUAGCAGCUCCGACAAAGCCCAAAAUCAAAUCUCCGAGUAUAUCUCCAAAACCUUCAUGGAUGAGUAUUCUGAGCGCGAUGAUAACGAUGGGGACGACGGUCGAAGUAGUUCAAAUGCUUUGGCGACAGUCAGUGAACUCAUGGAAGGUUCACGAACAGAUGUGACUGCCUACUCACUGGAAUGCUCUGUCGAUGGUGCGGAUUUACGACUUUCGAAAUCAUCCUCCAAGGGCGAUCAUCCAGAGGCAAAAUUGGAAGCUUCUAUUGCAAAUGCAGGAAACGAUAUUCAAGGUAGCGAUACCGACAGUCUUCCCUAUUUUGGAAUUAAAACUCCGGAUGAUGAAAAUUUGCGAAAAGUGUUGGACGCUUCCUUGGACAGUUGGAACAUUAAUAUGUUCGAUAUCGACAGUCUAUCGGGUCAACAUGCCCUCACAGUGGUAACCUAUAGGGUCUUCUCGAAACGAGGACUUUUCCAAACCUUUGGCAUUAACCCUUCUACUUUUGUAACAUACAUGCUUCGAUUGGAAGCGGCCUACCACAGUUCAAACCCUUAUCACAACCAUAUUCACGCAGCCGAUGUUGUCCAAGCUGUCCACGUGCUUCUUCAAGCUGAGACAUUAGCGAAUGUCUUCAGCGACAUAGAAAUCCUCGCAUCGAUUUUCGCCUCAGCCAUCCACGAUGUACACCACCCCGGUCUAACAAAUCAAUUUUUAGUCAACACAGGUCACAAAUUGGCUCUCCUAUAUAACGACGCCUCAGUUCUGGAGAACCACCAUCUUUCUGUGGCUUUCAAGCUUCUGAACGACCCUGGCUGUGAUAUUUUUCCAAACUUGACUCUCAAGCAGAGGCAAUUUCUUCGACGUUUAGUCAUUGAAUUGGUGAGUGCUUCUUUUGAAUUCCUUCUGUACCAGGAUGAACACUGA